This is a messenger RNA of Epinephelus moara (kelp grouper), 3002 nucleotides long. RefSeq names its product SPT20 homolog, SAGA complex component (gene supt20h). The transcript is spliced from 24 exons. NCBI's taxonomy places the organism in Eukaryota, Metazoa, Chordata, Actinopteri, Perciformes, Serranidae. Gene Ontology annotation, cellular component: SAGA complex. Gene Ontology annotation, molecular function: transcription coregulator activity. Gene Ontology annotation, biological process: regulation of transcription by RNA polymerase II. The record is from RefSeq and is a predicted model, not a curated record. Bases 495 to 2993 code for a protein of 832 amino acids.
ACACUGGAAGAAAAUGGCUGCUGCUCCGACUUUUUUUCAAUGAAGACACUGAUAUUUCAAUUUCAUUUCGUUUUCUUGCAUUGGAGCUACAGUCGCCCGCUAUGCAACCUAGAAGGCAAGUCCAUCCUGCUCGUUGAGAUUGACGUCGCUGUGUCGGUUUGUGUCUCAGACGACGUAACAUCAUUAGCGUAGCUGGUAACUUACAGCUUGCCCACUAGGAACGGGCUAGCAUGCUAACGUUAGCCAUGUUAGCCUCAACGGUCAGGCAUCGACGAGCUUGUUGCUAUUCAGCCACUCUGUUGACUGGGCUCACAGUCGUCAGAGUUUACUAACCCGAGCUACGCAGUUUUAUCGACCCUGAGACAUACUGGGCGUUUAUUUACUUUGCUGGAGCAUUUAAAGGUGUGAAUGGUCACUUUAGGAAGGUGACAGUGUGGGGUAGAAAGGACAGCAUCGUCUACCGUCACUCGCCUUGCAGCUGGCGGUGGACCACAAUGCAACAAGUUUUGGAAUAUGCAUUGGAUCGAGCCGAGUACGUUGUUGAAAGUGCUCGACAACGACCAGCCAAAAGAAGAGUUUCAUCCAGCGGGAGGAAGAGUUUGUAUCAGAAGCUCUAUGAGCUGUACAUAGAGGAAUGUGAGAAAGAGCCAGAGUUAAAGAAUUUGAGGAGAAAUGUGAAUCUACUGGAGAAGCUGGUGUCUCAGGAGUCCAUAUCAUGUCUGGUGGUCAACUUGUACCCUGGGAAUGAAGGCUAUUCUCUAAUGCUCAGGGGCAAAAAUGGAUCUGAUUCUGAAACCAUCCGUCUGCCAUAUGAAGAAGGAGAACUCCUGGAGUACCUAGAUGCUGAGGAGCUGCCGCCUAUUCUGGUGGAUCUGUUGGAGAAAUCGCAGGUGAAUAUCUUCCACUGUGGCUGUGUAAUAGUAGAGGUGAGAGACUACAGGCAGUCUGGUAAUACCAAGAUGCCCACCUAUCAGAGCAGACACAUCCUGCUGCGGCCAACCAUGCAGACUCUAAUCUGUGACGUUCAUGCCAUGACCAGUGACCACCACAAGUGGACACAGGAUGACAAACUACAGCUGGAGAGUCAGCUGAUUUUGGCCACAGCUGAACCUCUGUGCCUGGACCCUUCCAUUUCUGUCACCUGCACAGCCAACCGCCUGCUCUACAACAAACAGAAAAUGAACACUCGCUCCAUGAAACGGUGUUUCAAGAGGCACUCUCGAGCUGCACUGAACAGGCAGCAGGAGCUUUCCCAUCUGCCCAUGCCGCCGCAGCUACGACUCUACGACUACCUGCAGAGGAGGAAGGAGAGGAAGCCUGCUCCUGUCAUCGACCUGAAGAUCUCAAAGAUUGGAAACUGUGUUGACAUGUGGAAGCAGAGCAACUGCCAACUAACUGUACCGAAGGAAAUUGAUGUGGAAAAGUAUGCUGUGGUCGAGAAAUCGCUGCAGUUGGAAGACUCUCAGCCCACUACUGUGAUCUGGCCCGCUGAGGAAGUUGUAGAUGACUACACGUUUGAGUGUGAGGUUGGGGGCCAACCCCAGAGGACCAAGGUGUCUAUCUUCCAGUCGAUGGGAGACCCGCUGGUGUAUGGGAAGAUCUACUGUGCUAAAGAACCAAAAGCAGAGGAGGACAGCACGGACCUAAAGCUCAUACAUCCCCCCUUCCUCAUAGGCUCAAAGAUAGAUGCAGACCGGUUUCUUACUCAGUACAAAGGAGUGUAUGAAAGAGAUGUAAAGUGUCAGGUCAAGAUGUCCCAUAACUCAGGCAACGUGGGACAGGGGCCUCCCUCCCCCAGCAAAGAUGAGGGUGAUGGUAUUUCUCCACUUGUCCAGACGUCUGUUUUGGGAAAAGGGGUGAAGCACCGACCCCCUCCCAUCAAACUGCCUUCAGGAUCAGGCAGCAGCUCCUCAGGUAAUCCAUAUAGUUCACAAACCACCAGUGGUCUACUCAAGUGUCCUACACCCCCUCCAGCCAAAAGCCAGUCUCUGAACAGGAAGCACUCCAUGGAGCUGAGCCAGGUGGGCCUGCUGUCGCCCGCCUCCCUCUCCCCCAUGGGCUCCACACAGAGAUCGGGAACCCCCAAGCCAUCCACCCCCACACCCACCAACACGCCAUGCUCGACCCCGCACCCCACCGAUGCCCUCUCUGCGCCUCUCUCGGUGACCCCUACCCCUUCGGACCCUCCCAUGGUUCAGAGCCAGUCGCAGCCCGCCCUCCUCACACCCUUCGCCCAGCAGCAACUGGCUCUAAGCCAGCCGCUGCCUGUCAUGACCAUUCCCCUGCCCACCAUGGGUACGUCCAUCACCACGGGAACCACCUCGUCGCAGGUCAUGGCCAAUCCAGCAGGGCUCAAUUUCAUCAACGUGGUCAGCUCUGUCUGCAGUCCUCAGACCUUGAUGAGUGGCUCCAACCCCAUGCUCGGUCCAGGCCUUAACCUGAGUGGAAUCUUGCCACCUGGAGGGCUGAUGCCUACCAUGCAGUCAGCAGCACAGACUGGGAGUCCUUUUGGCCUGAACAGCAGUGCUGGGUUGAGACCACUGAACCUACUGCAGAUCCCCACUGGUCCUCUCAUCUUUAACUCUCUGCAGCAGCAGCAACUGUCUCAGUUCUCCCCACAGCAGAGUCAGUCGGCCACCUCCAGCCCUCAACAGCAGGGGGAGACGGGUGACCAGGGGUCGGAUCAAAGUUUAGGAAACCAGCAAACAGCGGUCAUCAACCUGGGAGUCGGAGGCUUCAUGUCUCCACAGGCAGCAGUGCUGUCCCAGUUGGGCUGUGGGCUGGACGGGUCUGGGCCCCCGCUGCCUUCUCCAAGGCUUCAGCAGCAGCACCAGCCACAGAUCCAAUUGCAAUUCUUGCAGCACCAAAUGCAGCAGCAGCAAAUGGCUAUGGGAGCAGCAGCUCCACAGGGGGGAGCGCCACGGCAACAUACCGCCAGCCAACCAAGAAGUAAGAGGAAGAGGAGCAUGCCACAGCCCCUCCCUAAGUCAUGACAGACUAAA